AUGCCGGCCGUAUCGCUACAUGUGCUGGCUGAAAAGUCUCUCCACCAGCAGAUCAAUCCCGAAUUGCUGGCAUACUGCCCCACCAUGGACCUUUUGGCGAUGGGAGCCAAAGAUGGUCAUUUGAACCUAUUUAGAUUAGGAGGGCAGAGGGUCUUUAGCUAUGUGCCCAAGGGGUACAGUCUAGCCAUACAGAAACUCAAGUGGAAACCCAAUGGACAAUUACUUGCAGUAGCAUGGAGCGAUCAAAUUACUCGACUUAUCAGUUCAGAUAGCGGCAAAGUUGUUCAUCAGCUCGAUUUCUCUGCAGAAGGAGGUUCUCACGUGACUUGUAUCGGAUGGGGGACCAAUCUGACAGAUUUGAAAGCUGGGAUGGGUGGGGAAACAAAGACAAAUCGACAUCCGCUGGAAGAAGUCCUUGGAGAAGCUGCUAAACGUCAUAUGCGUGAUCUUGAGUCCGACCUUCCGAGAGAACUAGCUCUAUUGGAUAUCGAGAGUAGCCUUCCGAAGCUAAGCAUACUUCCUUCAGCGGGCAAGGAUGAGGAUAUUUUUAGCUCCAGGCCUUCAGUGGAUGCCAUUUUUCAUGUGAAUGAUCCAACGGCCGAAAAGUCUGUCGAUGUUAUGCUACUAGGGUUCGACAAUGGCACAAUCCACAUUAGACUCUACGAUUCAUUCGAUUUGGGCUCUUUUGAAAUGAAGAAGGCGCUACCUUCAUUGCAGAUCUGUCGGCCUGUUCUGCACGCGUCUAAUUCCUGUACUUCCACCCACGCAUUACUCGUCGAUACUGCUACGGCAAGCAAUUCGAGUCAAGGGCUAUAUAUUGUUCCUCUUGAUCUCAAAUUUAUCUCUGGCAUGGGCCAGUAUCUUUCAUUUAUUGCUUCGAAGUCCACUCAGUUGCAGAACUUACUCAGAUAUAUCGAUCAGGUACGCGUCCAGCUGCAGCUAGAGUGGAAAAGCUCCCAGGACCUUCCUAGCAGAUUUGUUCGGAAUAUCAACGAAACAUUGGCUGAAAAAUCACAAACAAAUAUCAUCCAAGCAAUGUAUCAUCUUGCUGUCACAGGAAAUUGCUAUCCUGAGAUGAAGGAAUGGUUGGUGGAAAUACUUACGGAACGGGGGCAUAAGCGUUGGGAAAAGGCAACCACAUCUGGUUACGAGAACAUUCGGAAACUGAUCCAUCAGUGUCUUCUACCGGCCCUCGAAAGAUGCAACCUCCUCGUCAGUCGUCUUCGGGGAUUCUCCCGUUACCAGCCUUCGAAUGCUCUUUUCGGUUUAUCGACAUCCGAACUCGACGGAGUACUUGAUACGGUUCAUUGCCUGACUCUUGUGGCCCACACCGUCCUUCGUCAAGCUGGUAUAGAACUUCAACAGUUUUCGGCAUUCUCAACUUGGCUGAGACACGAGAUUGACGUCCAAGCUUCUGACCCUUCAAUUUCAUCUGCCGAUGACGCAGUGGAAAAAGACACUAUCAUUGAUUAUGCUAGAUUGCUCGAAUAUAUUCAAGGAGCCAUGACUGUGAGCAGGAUAGGGGGAUUUUUCCAGCCUCAUACGUCGCACAACUCCCAAAUAGACGUUUCGAAGAAGGAGAUGCUACCUAACGCCGUCAUCGCGGAGAGAUUCAGCGAGUACAAUAAGGGCAUUGGAACAGAAAAGGGCCUCCCAACAUUCGAGGAAAUAACAGGGAAGCUUGGCCAGCAAUUUCAGCACGUAUUCAAGAGAAUCUCAGCAACAGGACAACGAGGUGUUGUUUUUGGCCGACCGAUUCUACUUGCCUCGAAGUACCAGCCGACUGGACUAGAUAUGCGAAUGAAUUAUGAGAAAACCGAUUCGGGCGAGGCUUUUGUCGUCUAUGUUGCUAUUGAGGUGAAAAUCACAGGGCACUCAAUGCUCCAGGUAUACCGAGUAACUCUCGACAUUGAAGGUGGAGUUAGCUCGACACGAGCGGUCGAGGUUUCGACGAUUAAGUUUGCUGCUGGCAGCAUCAAGGACGCCGGUUUUGUGGACGAUGAAUUCAUUAUGGUUCUUUUCAAUAACGAAGAUAUUUCGCAUCUAUUGAUGAUUCCGUACAAAGGUCAAACAACACAUCCCUUUAGGCUUCGGUAUCGAACAGUGCCUCAAGAAACUAAAGCCGAGGAAUGUUUGGCUUCCAUGGACAGCAUUGAUUUUACUCGGGAGGCGAUUACAAAUUGCUCGUCUCAUACUUUUGAUGGUACUGAUAAGUUCAGUCCAGUGCGAAUUGAAAUAAAUGGAAGAAAGGGCCGCCGAGCUGUUUGUGUUCUAGACAGAGACCUGCUACGCUACAAAGUAUUCGAUCUAGACAGUGGCGGGGUAGAUGAACUUGAGGCAGCGGGGAGUGAGUAUGAAAACGAGGACAUGAUGUCUGAAUGA
Molecule: messenger RNA, 2382 nt
Organism: Xylona heveae TC161
Lineage: Eukaryota; Fungi; Ascomycota; Xylonomycetes; Xylonales; Xylonaceae
Exons: 7
Coding region: 1-2382 (793 amino acids)
Biological process (GO): protein K11-linked ubiquitination; anaphase-promoting complex-dependent catabolic process; positive regulation of mitotic metaphase/anaphase transition
Cellular component (GO): anaphase-promoting complex; nuclear periphery
Molecular function (GO): protein binding
Source: RefSeq, a predicted model, not a curated record